Solenopsis invicta (red fire ant) is the source of this 757-nucleotide messenger RNA. RefSeq lists its product as uncharacterized. Gene Ontology annotation, molecular function: odorant binding. The transcript has 6 exons. NCBI's taxonomy places the organism in Eukaryota, Metazoa, Arthropoda, Insecta, Hymenoptera, Formicidae. The record is from RefSeq and is a predicted model, not a curated record. Bases 129 to 590 code for a protein of 153 amino acids.
AUCUGCAUAUAAAAUGCGCAACAACGCACCCGCGUUGAAGUCGCAUGUUUUAAAAGUCGAAACGUUCACGGGACACUCAGUCACAGUUUUGUCACACUAAUAAGAACAUCAUCGUGAUAAAAUCGAAAAUGCAUCAUAGUGCAAGUACUCAUGCUAUUGCUAUCUUUAUGUCGGUAAUAUAUAUCCUCUUUGUGGUUGUUAUUAUUACUCGUUUCAAAGAGACAUACUUGUCUGAAAAUAGUCCAUUCACAGAGAAGGAAACAGAAAAAUUAAGAGGCUACAGAACAUUAUGUAUGAACAAAUAUGAUGUUGAUACGACAAUAAUUAAAAAAGCAAAGGAAAUGGAAAACAUAAUUGAUUAUAUUGACGAAAGACUUGUUUCCUAUGUUAUUUGUUUAUAUAAAAACUGGGGAAUUAUAAAUGCAGAUGGACACAUUGACUGGAAGGUAACUCUUUCUAUGUUGCCAGGUGUACCACAAAAAGUAUUCAAUGAAAUAUACAGUGCAUGCAAUCGUACCACUGGUACGGAUUAUGAAAGAGGAUACGAGUUAUUUAAGUGCUUCUUACAAAACGAAGUAGAUCUUCUAUAAAAUAAAUCUAUUUAUUAAUCUCGAUUAAUACAAUAGAUUAUUUAUAAUCAGAUCUAUUGUAAAACGGAUUGAAGUAUUAAAAAUAUUGCACAUUUAUACAACAAUAUUAAGUAUUAUUAAAAAAAUAAAAAUACAUGUCGCUUUGAUAUAAAAUAAAAUCUCAUUUU